AUGACUAGACCCUCGGUCCUGCUAUUCCUCGGGCUGGUUGCCGUAGCCCUCGGCGCGUUCGAGUCGGAUUUGGACGGGAUUCUCGACGCCUUCUACGUCUGCAAAGACUUUUACUACUACAAAUCCGGCGUGUACAGCACGGACUGCGACCCGAAUAAUCCGGACUAUGAGGGAGGGCAUGCGGUGACGAUUGUUGGAUACGGCACUAGCCCGCAGGGAGUUCCCUACUGGCUCGUCCGCAACUCGUACAUGAUGAGGCCGUUGCUGAUCUUGGGCUGGCUCGUACUUGCCGCUUGCGCUUCCAAGCAUCAUCAUGAGAAAGACCCUGACAACCUCCUCGAUGACACCGAGCACCAAGAGUUCAAGAACUUCAAGAACCGGUUC
This is a messenger RNA of Mesorhabditis spiculigera, 384 nucleotides long. Lineage: Eukaryota; Metazoa; Nematoda; Chromadorea; Rhabditida; Rhabditidae. The record is from the annotation of a GenBank genome assembly.